Messenger RNA from Mizuhopecten yessoensis (Yesso scallop), 3097 nucleotides. RefSeq names its product cysteine-rich protein 2-binding protein-like. The record is from RefSeq and is a predicted model, not a curated record. The transcript has 18 exons. Lineage: Eukaryota; Metazoa; Mollusca; Bivalvia; Pectinida; Pectinidae. Gene Ontology annotation, molecular function: acyltransferase activity, transferring groups other than amino-acyl groups. Bases 100 to 2742 code for a protein of 880 amino acids.
GUCUGACAAACACUUCAAAUUUAGAAAACGAAAACAAGAAAAAGAAAACAACGUGCAUGUGUGGUCGCACAUUGCAGAUGAUAUUACAAAAAGUAGAGAAUGGCAAAGGAAGAGAAAGGUGUAUGUUAUUGUGGGGAAAAAGACAUUGAAGCUGACACACCAAAUCUUGUCUGUGCCCGAUGUCGCGGAAACUUCCAUUUAGAGUGCCUGAAGUCAGGUUCCCCGUCCUCACUGGUUGGAGAUGUAUUCUUUGAUUUCACAUGCUCAAAAUGCGGAGAAAGACACGAAGAGGUGGUGGAACGGAUGAAAAUGCAGUGGACACAAGUGGUACUGCUGGCCCUGUAUAACUUACAGCUAAGUGGUAAAGUGGGAAAGUUCGGAUACUACCGAUGGAAAGAACAUAUCUGUGCCUUCAUAGACAAGUACUGGCUGGUCCUGUUUGGGAAUCACAGGAAGAAGACAAACUUGUGGCAUGGUACAGUGGCUGGUACACUGUCUUCGGGCUGUCCUCAUCACUUCGUAUCAGGAGCCAAGGAGUUGGGAGAGUCUGGCUGGUGGAGGCUGGCUGAGAUGAAGCCACCUAAUCACAAACUAAUGACAUCUUCCAACAAGGCCGGGCGCCGGCGUGUGAGCCACCCUCUACCUCCACAGGACCAUGGAACCACCAUCAAGGUGGAGGGUCUGCGAAACAGGAGAGGCAAAACAUCUAUCGAGGCUGCCAUGGAGUUGAAGGCCAAGAGAGAAACUCUGCUGGAGGCAAAGGAAAUCAGGAAAGCCAAGCAAUCCCCACUACAGAGCCAAACUAGUCACCUGAUCCAUGUUGAUAUAAAACAGGAGCUCGGGGAAGUGUCGGGGAAGUUUAUCCCUUUGGAAAACACUCUCAGCAUGCCGACCCCUUCCGGGUCGGCUGCUGGCCAGAGUUUCCAGCCUGUCUUUAAUCAGGUUAUCAAACAAGAACCUAUUGAUCCAAGCUUCUUGUCAACACAGAGGUCAAGUUCAUCACAAGGUCAGAACUCGUUCACAUUCUCACCUGGAUCCUCUCAGAUUUCAAACCUUUCGUUGACCCAGAGCACUAGCCUCAGCAACAUAUCAUCAUCUGGAUCAGUCAGCGGGUCAUUCAAAGAUGUUGAUGAGGAUAGCCAGUUCUCUCACAGCAGCAGCAAGAAUGACAUGUGGCUUACCGAACACGACCUCAAGGCUGAUUCCAGUCUCCCCAACCUGUUGAUGACGGACGACAUGGAUAACGUCGACUCUGACAGUGACCUUGAGAUUGACCCUGGCACGAUAACUCCGCCUCCGGGAUCACCGUCGAAUCAGCCUCAACCAGACUCGCCCACCCUCCAGGAUAUUCUGAUGUCCAUAAGCUCCAGAGACGAUAUCAGUAUGGACAUGGAUACUUGUACCAACUUUGGAAAUCAAUCUGAAAAUUACUUCAGUUUUCAAGGAUAUAAGGAAGACAUAUCGAGUAGUAGCCAUAGCAACAAGGGAGUGGAAUCGGAGGAAAGUCGGGGUGUGAGUCAGCAGGAAGUGGUGAUUGGUACGAGUACGGAAAUACUCAGUAGUCAAACAGACAAUACGUAUACCAAGGUGGUCAAAAACGAGGACGAUCAAUCGGUGGUGGACUCUGAAAGUGAGAAGGAAAGUGACAGUGAAAGCAGCUCAUGCGAAGGUUCAGAUUCUGGGAUGGCUGUUCAAAGUGAAAGUAGACCAAAACGAAAGCGGAAGAAGGCAAAAGAAGCUGAUGAAGCAAAAGAGGAGGAGACUCCACCCCCACCAAAGGUUGUCCUAAUGAGUUUAUACGAGGAGCGACAACUGCUGAAGAAAAUGAACAAUGUGACAGACGCAGGUGAACUUGCACCAGCACUGAACAGACUGCGGCGCAAGCUUAUCGUCAGACAGCUAAAGCGUGAGAGAGGAGUGCCUAUAUUUGAUAUUGACGUGGAGAUGAACCGACUGGCUCGUAAAUGCUGGGGAGGAGACUGGGAGGAACACAAAGACCUGAAUCACCACGCUUUGCCUUCACAUAGACUACAACCGGGCGAUGUCAGAAUACUUGACAGAUUUCAGACUACAGUUCAUGCACAUCAAGCAUGGCAACAACAUCAGCCGUCCUUUCUCAACCGCCUUGUUGGUACUGAGGACGACCAGCUACAGUGUAUAACAAGUCCCUAUACAGCCAGAAUUCUCAAGCCAUUCAUUCGUCGUGAUUAUGAAACUCGACCCCUUAAGAUGAGACUCCUGGAGGAAAUUAAAGCUUAUCCCCACAGACAUGACAAGACCUGGAAGCCUGGCCCACCUCCCUCCAUAGACUACUGCUAUGUGAGGCCCCAACAUAUCCCUUCUGUGAAUAUACUGUGUCGGGAGUUCUUCUGGCCUGGCAUUGACUUGUCCGAGUGUUUACAGUAUCCAGAUUUUAGCUGUGUUGUGCUAUUCCGGAAAAUUGUGAUCGGAUUUGCCUUCAUGGUGCCAGAUGUGAAGUACAAUGAAGCAUAUAUAUCGUUUCUCUUCACACAUCCAGAGUGGAGGCGGGCUGGCAUUGCCAAAUUUAUGAUUUACCAUCUCAUACAGACGUGUUUGGGUAAGGAUGUAAACCUCCACGUGUCCGCCACAAACUCGGCCAUGUUACUGUACCAGCAUUACGGAUUCAAACCAGAGGAGUUCAUAUUGGACUUCUACGAUAAAUAUUACCCGGAGGAUUCACGGGAGUGUAAACAUGCCUUCUACCUCAGAUUGAGAAGGUGAAAGAGGUCAAAAGACUUGUUUGUGUUGACCAGCGACACGGAAGGCAAUCAGAGAUGAUAGUCACAUCACUGUUUUCACCAAUACAUCGGAGGUGGUAAAGUACCAAAGAUCUGUGACACAAUCUACCUGGCACACAGGAGGUAGUACAAUGUAUGUGUAAUUGUAUGUGACUUUGACAGUAUUUUACACUGGAAAUCAUUCUGAUUGCUAGACAGUGUUAACUUCAGACUUACGGGGUACAGUGAAUCAUUAUACUGUUACAGAGUAAGAUAACCAGCUUAUAUGAAAUUUCACUUUCUUUUGUAUUGUUAUUCAACAUGCAUACCACAAAAUCACAAUAAACCAUUGUCAUCAA